GUAAGAUUGUGCGUAUCUGACUUUUGGCGGGAGUUCAACCAGGAAGUGAUGUGGACCUAACAAGACUUAUAUAUAUAUGAAUAUGGUAUAACAUGGUAGUAGGAUUACAUUAUUGGUCCCAGAACUCUCCAUCAAGCGUGUGACAAUUAAAACAAGAUGAAGGGCAAUAUUUUCCUACAUGUUGUGUUGUCUUGGCUGCUGUUAGCUGUAUCAGCUGACACUGAGGAUACUGAACCCAGUAUUGAAGUGGACGGAAAUGGAUACCUCAUAUUCUGUCUAUGCAUGGGGAGAUUUGGAAAUCAAGCAGAGCAUUUUCUUGGUGGCUUGGCGUUUGCAAAAGCCGUGAACAGAACACUAAUUCUGCCAUCAUGGAGAACAUAUAAAAACAUCCCCUUCACAGACUGGUUCAAGAUUGAAAAACUAGCUCAAUACCACAGGGUGAUACUUGCAGAGGAUUUUAUGCGGGACCUUGCCCCCACAGUGUGGCCCCCCGGACAGAGGACCGGGUUCUGUUUCUCCUUUGAUGAGAACACAGAAUGUAAAAUGAAGGAAGGUAAUCCAUUUGGACCAUUUUGGGACGAGUUGGGUGUGAACUUUGACUCCAUGAAGGCUUUCACAGUCGCUUAUCAUGAACCAGAGCGAUGGGUUCAAAGAUUUUCACCUAGUGAAUACCCAGUCGUUGCCCUGAAGGGAGCACCUGCCUCGUUUCCCAUGGCAACAGAACACCGUGCCCUGCAGCAGUACAUGGAGUGGUCUGACAGCAUUGUUGAACAGGGGCAGAGGUAUAUACAGCAAAACUUCCCGGGGCGAAAAUAUGUAGGGAUACAUCUCAGGAAUGGUCCAGAUUGGGAGAAGGCUUGCGGUCACCUUGAAGGUGGUUUGUCAUCAUUUAUGGCAUCUCCGCAAUGUAUCAACCCUCGGUCGAGCGAGAAGGUCACUCAGGAAAUCUGCUUUCCAUCCACAGACAUUAUUCUCAGUCAAAUUAAGGAGCACGUAGAAGAGACAGGCGCUACAGUUGUGUAUGUAGCUACAGACAAAAACCCUCUUAUACAUGAGAUAGGAAGUCAUUUGGCAGAUCUGAAGGUGUCGGUAUUCCACCAAGACCCCUGGCUUCCCCAGUUGGACCUGUACAUUCUCGGUGAGGCGGACCACUUCAUUGGAAACUGUGUCUCCUCUUUUACCUCAUUUGUAGCACGUGCCAGAACUGUACACAAUAAACCAACAUCAUUCUGGGCAGUCAGAUGAUGCAGGUUAUCAUUCUAGUAUUUUACUAUUCUUAAUGCUGAAAAUGUGUGUUAAAGUGUGAUUUUGUUGUGAUUAGUGCCAUUAUUGAUUUGUGAAUUUUAUAAAUAAAAGACUAGAAGU
Molecule: messenger RNA, 1365 nt
Organism: Mya arenaria
Lineage: Eukaryota; Metazoa; Mollusca; Bivalvia; Myida; Myidae
Product: GDP-fucose protein O-fucosyltransferase 1-like
Exons: 9
Coding region: 157-1245 (362 amino acids)
Biological process (GO): protein O-linked glycosylation via fucose; Notch signaling pathway; regulation of Notch signaling pathway
Cellular component (GO): endoplasmic reticulum
Molecular function (GO): peptide-O-fucosyltransferase activity
Source: RefSeq, a predicted model, not a curated record